GGCGAGGGGGGGCGGGAAGGAGCCGGCGGUGGACGCGGCCCCGGGGCCCAGCGCCGCGUUCCGCCUCCUGGUGACUCGGCGGGAGCCGGCCGUGAAGCUGCAGUAUGCGGUGAGCGGCCUGGAGCCGCUGGCGUGGUCCGAGGACCACCGCGUGUCCGUGUCCACGGCCCGCAGCAUCGCUGUGCUGGAGCUCAUCUGCGACGUGCACAACCCGGGCCAGGACCUGGUUAUCCACCGCACGUCGGUGCCCGCGCCUCUCAACAGCUGCCUCCUCAAAGUGGGCUCAAAAACAGAAGUUGCUGAGUGUAAGGAGAAAUUUGCCACCUCCAAAGACCCCACAGUCAGUCAGACUUUCAUGUUGGAUAGGGUGUUCAACCCUGAGGGGAAGGCGUUGCCACCAAUGAGAGGAUUCAAAUACACCAGCUGGUCCCCCAUGGGUUGUGAUGCCAACGGCAGGUGCCUCUUGGCAGCACUGACCAUGGACAAUCGCCUGACCAUCCAGGCUAACCUCAACAGACUGCAGUGGGUCCAGCUGGUCGAUCUGACUGAGAUUUAUGGAGAACGUCUUUAUGAGACCAGUUACAGACUCUCUAAAAGUGAGGCCCCAGAAGGGAAUCUCGGGGACUUUGCUGAGUUUCAGAGGAGGCACAGCAUGCAGACACCAGUCAGAAUGGAGUGGUCGGGCAUCUGUACCACUCAGCAGGUCAAGCACAACAAUGAGUGCCGCGACGUGGGCAGCGUGCUCCUGGCCGUCCUCUUUGAGAACGGGAACAUCGCCGUGUGGCAGUUUCAGCUCCCGUUUGUAGGAAAGGAAUCUAUCUCUUCCUGCAACACGAUCGAGUCUGGAAUCAGCUCUCCUAGUGUCCUGUUUUGGUGGGAGUACGAGCACAGCAACCGGAAGAUGAGCGGCCUCAUUGUGGGGAGUGCUUUUGGGCCCGUGAAAAUUCUCCCUGUCAACCUCAAAGCCGUUAAAGGCUACUUCACUCUGAGGCAGCCUGUCGUCUUGUGGAAAGAAAUGGACCAGUUGCCAGUACACAGCAUCAAGUGUGUCCCAUUGUAUCACCCUUACCAGAAGUGUAGUUGCAGCUUAGUGGUGGCUGCCAGAGGAUCCUAUGUGUUCUGGUGUCUUCUUCUGAUCUCCAAAGCAGGUCUGAAUGUUCACAAUUCUCACGUCACAGGCCUUCACUCGCUGCCCAUCGUCUCCAUGACGGCGGACAAGCAGAAUGGAACGGUGUAUACUUGUUCCAGUGACGGCAAGGUGAGGCAGCUGAUUCCCAUCUUCACAGACGUCGCGUUGAAGUUUGAGCACCAGCUGAUUAAACUCUCAGAUGUGUUCGGCUCGGUGAGGACACACGGGAUAGCAGUGAGCCCCUGCGGCGCGUACCUGGCCGUCAUUACAACCGAGGGCAUGGUCAAUGGCCUCCAUCCCGUUAACAAAAACUACCAGGUUCAGUUCGUUACUCUGAAAACCUUUGAAGAGGCAGCGGCUCAGCUUCUGGAAUCCUCAGUUCAGAAUCUCUUUAGGCAGGUAGAUUUAAUAGACCUAGUACGCUGGAAGAUUUUAAGAGACAAGCAUAUCCCUCAGUUUUUACAAGAAGCUUUGGAAAAAAAGAUUGAAAGCAGUGGGGCCACCUAUUACUGGCGUUUCAAACUCUUCCUCCUGAGGAUUUUGUAUCAGUCGAUGCAGAAAACCCCUUCAGAAGCCUUGUGGAAACCCACACACGAGGACUCAAAAGCCUUACUAGUGGACUCGCCCGGGAUGGGCAAUGCUGACGAUGAGCAGCAAGAAGAAGGCACGUCCUCCAGACAGGCGGCCAAGCAAGGCCUUCAGGAGAGGAGCAGGGAAGGUGACCCAGAGGACCCCACAGAUGACUCCCUCACUCCGUCUGGAGAUACUGGAGGCCGAGAGCCAAUGGAAGAGAAACUCCUUGAGAUCCAGGGGAAAAUCGAAGCCGUGGAGAUGCACUUGACCCGGGAGCACAUGAAGCGAGUCUUAGGAGAAGUGUACCUGCACACCUGGAUCACAGAAAACACCAGCAUCCCCACCAGGGGCCUCUGUAACUUUUUAAUGUCUGACGAAGAGUAUGAGGACAGAACAGCUCGGGUGCUGAUCGGACACAUCUCAAAGAAGAUGAACAAGCAGACGUUCCCCGAGCACUGUAGUUUGUGUAAAGAGAUCUUGCCGUUCACAGAUCGCAAGCAGGCAGUCUGCUCCAAUGGCCACAUUUGGCUCCGGUGCUUUUUAACCUACCAGUCCUGCCAGAGUUUGAUAUACAGAAGGUGUUUGCUGCAUGACAGCAUCGCCCGCCACCCAGCGCCGGAAGAUCCUGACUGGAUUAAGAGAUUGCUGCAAAGCCCCUGCCCCUUCUGUGAUUCUCCUGUCUUCUGAAUGUCAGUGACGGGAAGACAGGAAGGGCACAUGCUCUGUAUAGAAGAUGCCCUCCAGCCGGGAGGGACCGGGUGCGUGGGAGGAAGCCCGGCCUUCGCGGCAGGAGAGGUGCUCUUCAUGACUGUAAAUGGGGCCCUGGGAACUGCCUGCUGAAGUGCAGUCUCCAUCUCCAGGGACUAAAGGAUAUCUUUAGAAUGACGGAGUGUGGAGAUUUUAAGUCAUUUUGAGAUGAACAUUAACUCCCCACUCCUUACUCAGUGAGGAACACUUAUUUUUCAAGUGUCUUGAAGUGGCUUGAACAAAACGCAUGCCCUUUCAUUUCUCAGAGAGGACAACCUCUUCUAGGGAGUGUGGGUAAGGGCCUGCCUGGGCUGAGUUAGGCUUUCAUCCCGGCCUUGGUCUGGAACUGCCAUGUGGCUCCAGAGAGUUUCCGUGACCUGGUACGUGGCAUUCGGUGUUCCAGCAGAUACAAAAAGUGUCUAAAACAGCACGUGGGCCGGAUAUUUUGUUCUCAACAAAUAGGCACAGAUCUGCAUCCUGCCAAUUCCUGUUUUUCAUGGAUAUUGAAAACAUUUUCUUAAAACUACAUAUUUUUAAGAGGUUGAAGCCAAGACUAGAGUUGGUUUUAAUGUGUCAAAAGAUCAGGUGACUCUUACAGGUUAACAAUUGCGACUCAUUUUUAACGAUCUCUGCCAUGUCAUCAGAUCUCCUGCCUCCGGCUCCUUAAUGUGCAUGAGGAUGUCAAGUAUUCCAGUCCACCUGCAUCUCAUCCCUGCUUCAGACUUAACUGUGAUGACUGGGAGAGAUUUGUACAUAGAGGAAAAAGAAUAUUUUCUCCUUUUAGUAUUAAAUUAAAACACUUAGUAUUUCUAAUGUUGACAUUUCCAGACAUUUCAUUUAUAUCCCAUAUAGUGUGCACAGGAUCUAUCUAGAGACUUCCAGAAAGAGACGGACCACUCAGACGUGCGGACGCUUGAGCUCUGGUGCGGCAGGUGUGUGCAGCUCUGUUGACCAGAGCCUGGAGAUUCCUUCUCUCUGCAAAGGUCCUUGAUAUUUAUAAUACAGGUAUUUUCCUGUGGGCUGUUAAGAGGAGAUACUAGGCAUUAAUUGGUCUUAAAACCUGGGAUUAAAAAUAGACAUUCUGGAGCUACAGUGUUGUUGGAUUUUUAAAAUCAGUAUCCUAGGGAUUGGUGCUAACUACCAGGGCUGCAAUGCACGCAUCUUAAAGGGUGCAUAUUUCUGGAAAGUUGGAUGGGAAAUACAAAAUGUGAAAUUCUAGCUCAUACUACACACUAUUUUGCCUUUAUUCUAACACUUAUUACUGCUUUUAUUUUUGUAUCCUUAGUGAAAGGUCCUCUGUCCUCACUUGAGAAACGCUGUCAUUUGCAGGACGCAGCACGCGUGUAGUGCUCUUCCCCGCUCUGCCCCGUGGGCUGGAGACAGGAGCCCUUAAGAGGCACUUCCAGUCUGGUUUGAAAUGUCUUUUGUUUCUCAGUUUUUUGUUUUUGUCCCCUGUGUUUAAUUCUGUACUUGCUGAGUCUUCUGCUUAUCUUUUUCAUUUUUGUGGUAAUUUCAAGGAUCAUGUUUAUCCAGGUCUAGCGUGUUAAAUUGAUUGUCAAGGAGGAGAACCAGGCAGCAUUAAGAUCAUGAAUAACACAACUCAGAGAGCGGUGCAGCUGUGGUCGUUUGUGCCAAGACCUGUUUCACUUUAUCAUAAACAUGACAGUGAAGACUGCGAUCACGUCAAGGACUUACUGCAGUUUUCAUAGUCACGGCAUGCUUGGGUUCACUUGUUUCUUUAUUCCUAAUCAGAGGUAGUAGUUGAUUUGUUCUUAUGAGGGGAUUUUUUGCUGCUGCCACUUAAAACUUACAUUAAGUUUUUAUUUAAAGCAGUUAUGCAUUUUGGGAGAAAAUUUGACUCUCAGGAGUUAACUAAAAAGGAUCUCCCAAAUUCUUUUGUAUGUCUGUGUAGGAAUAAACAUGGCAACUGUUCUACUAGAACAUGGCUUCUGUCUGCAUGGGGCUGGGCCCCCUGGCGUUCUUCAGACUCUGAAAUCCAGCCAACACCUGCCUCAGCCCAGAUUUCCCCACAUGGAGUUGGGAGCCCUCACUCCCUUCCCUCGUACCCCCCACUCUGGCGGUUAACCCAUGGACCUGUGAGCACGGGAGAUUUUCAGUUACUGGUAGCAUCACAAACAGAGUGCCGUUCUGACUGUCACUAAGGGUCAGCAUACCUGGUGACAGCAUGCUGACCUGUGAAACCUUGAAGGGUGGAGUGACACCAGAAGCUUCAGACCAGUUGCCUGGUUCACACUUCCUGUAUGUACCCUCUGCACCUUCCUAACACCUGCCUGACCUGUUUAAGGGCUUUCAGGUUUAUUUCCACUGUCACUGUCUCCACGGGAACAGGAGAGGUGGCAGAAGUGAUGUCACCACUCUGCAUUAAGGCGCAAGAGCGCAGGUCCUGUACCACUAGACCUUUGAAGCUACGACACUGUUGCAUUUUGGGACUCUGAUAUCCACACCUGCAUCACAUCUUCUCUGUCCAGGGUUAAUUUGUUCCUACUAUUCUAGAUCAGAAGUUGAUAGCUUGUUACACUUGAUAUUCAUGAUGAAAUCCUCAUGUGUCCACUGCCCAGACUUCAGGCAGCCUCUGCCUACUGUUGUAUCUGCCACAACUACCCAUUAUUUUUCAGUGUCAGAAGUUACUAGAACCCCCGGCAGAGCUCGCGGCUGAGCGUGACAGUUUUCUGCCUCUCCCUCUAAGGAGUUCUGAGAGCGUUCACAUUGGAGCGUGUGGGUUAGUCCUGUGAGUAGAGAGCAUCACUGGUUAAUUAGGUUAAAAGAAUGUUAAAGGGUGAUAAUUAAAUAUUGAAAUAUAUCUGUUGUCAUUGUAAUGGUGCCAGGUAAGAUGCAAAAGAAAUCGAGGCCAGUUGGUGUUGUCAGGCGGAACACAGCUGGUUUUACGGGGCAUCUGCGGCCCUGGCAGCGUGUGUGCUGCAUCAGGGUUCGGGGAGUUGCCACAGCUCCUGAAAUGAAACCGGGAGUUACCAUCACUGUCCGAUUCCCACGGGGUCUCUCCAUCCUCUGUUCCUGACCUCGCUCCCUUGCUUCUCCUUCCAGGAGACGCCUCUCCAUCUCCAUCCCUGCAGUUCUCUCAGCUCUGCUGGGACGCCUUCCAAGCUAGCAGAUUUAAUGUUUGAAAGAAAACUAGGUUUGUGACCAAAUUUCUAAAGUCUAAAUAGCAUAGUGGGCCUCCCUUCCUAGAGGAAACUGUUAAACAGUAGCUUUUUCUUCCUAGAGGAAAUAUUGUCGGUUGUUAACAACUUGGUCAACUAUCUGGUUUUCUUCAAAAUUCUGAAUUCUGAUUUCCUUGUUAGAGAGCUCAACAGCUCCAGGCUGAACUUCGGGUGGAGUUUGCUAGAUUUCAGCCCCUCGCUACCACCUACCCCGCACCCCGAGCUGGUUAUUCCUGACGAGCAAAAACUCUGGUAUAUUCGAAGUCGGCAGGCCUGGAUUUUUUAAGGUAAAGAUAGGUUGCGCCCUUUUUCUUUCUGGGAUUGGGCGGCACAAACAGCACGUAGCCUGAUCGGUAGCCCGGCACAGGCUGCCCGUCUGCAGGUGCCUGCGGCCGAGGGUGGCCGUGGCCUCGCGCGCUGCCCCGCUCCCCAUGGCAUGGAGUUCAGCACUGCUGACCUCACAGCCUCUCGAGGGUCUGGCUCCUCCCCUCAGGGUUGUCGGGUUAUAAAAAUGCCUCUAAAGGGUCUAACUGAAGUGAGUGUUUUUACUUAAGCUAUUAGUGGAAAUAUCAGUUGGCAGCUCAAGCAGAGUUUCAGACCAGGUCUCAAGUCUCACAGUUACUAAGCUUUGAACUACUCUUUCUUGACGCUAAAAGAGGUUUUUGGAGUUAAGAUCGUCACAUUUGCUAACAUAUCUGGUGUUCAAACUGAUCUUGGAGCACGUGCGGUUUGACUGCCCUUAUAUUAAGUCAGAUUUGCAGAGUUGUUUCUGAAGACCACUCUUGCUGUAGCGUCACUGUCCUGAUGAACAGCAGGGUGUUGCAGAGGCUGUGAAUGCGAGGACUCACUGGCUAGUCUGAGUCUGGCAAAUAGGAUGCAGCCUCCCGUCUGCAUGUAUGGUUUCAGACGGCUGUUUCUGAAAACUUGCUUUGGAAAUACAUUUAGCAGGGGAGUGACUGUUUAUAAAGAUGUCCUGUAAAGAAAUUAAAUUUGGGUAUAUGAAUGUUUCUCCCCCAGCCUCUUUAUCUGAUAAGGUGAUUUAGCUUUUCUUACCUUGCCUUUUCUUGAAGUUACAACUGUUCUGUAGGGGAGAGUGAGGUCUACAAUCUGAGGUGAGUGUGUUUAGCACAGUAUUACAUGGUUUGCUAGAGGCUGUUGGGAGGGGCUGAAAGAGGGGGCUGAUACUUGCAAACUGACGUGAUAAAGGCUGUCUGGUUGAAAUACUGCAAAUGAGUCAGGGAGAACUGAAUUUCAGAACUCUGAAUCUUACAGUUACUUCUAAGGUAAAAUUUUGCUUACUUCACAAUCAUGAAAUCAUGUUUCAUGAAGAAAAACUCCUGUGACAUGGUUACAUUGGAUGGUGUUGGAGGUAGUGGUAAUGGCUUGGGAGCAUUUCAGACUUCCAUCAGUCUGACGUGUGGCUAACAAACUGGUGAGGUUUAGGGUGUUUUGUUUGGUUUUGGUACUAAUGCAGAAUUAAAUGCAAAAAAGUGAAUUAUGUCUUUUUAAAGACUUUGACUCAGAUUUGUACUUCAGUGUAUGAAAGGAAAGUGAAAAUCAACCUCGUGUACACAGAAAUAAGACUAUAUAGAAAAAUGAGUCUGUGUUGUGUAUGGUGAUAUAUUUUAUGUUUACCCAAUGCCUGUGCUAAUCUCUGUGCUUGGCUUCAAAUUAUGUGUCUGUUUACAUAUGACAUUUUCUGAAAUAAAAAGAACAGGCAUCUAAAAACUUAAGGUUACAGGGAGGAGAUGGUUUUUUUAAUUCUUACCAUCUGAUAAGGUGGUGUGUGUGUUUGACUUUCUGUGUUUAAAUGAAAAAAAAAACUUUUAAGAAUAAUAGCACGUUUUGCUUGGAACGCCCCCAUCUGGAAGAAUCAGCGGCUUCUCCGCAUUGUGCAUAUGUACGUAGCAUUCAUUAUUAGAUUGUAAGCUCCUCGAGGGCAGGAACUGUCGGUCUCGUCUUGGUAGUUCCUGCAGCACCUAAUGUAAGUGCCUUGCACAGAGUAGGUGCUCGCGAUACAGAGAAUGAGUAACUUCCCGCCACCUCGAAGAGGAAGCAUGGUUCACGCUUCCCAGGGCGUUCAAAACUGCAAAGAACUGAUGACCAGAGAGGGCGGAAUUCUUUCCUGGGCUUGAAGCAGACCAUGCUGUAUCCUUAGCACCCGUUGACCUUUCCCUGAAGAAAAGCCAGUGUCCUGAGCUUUUUAUCUGAUACGAGGGCAGAGUUUUCUGGGGAAAGGUUGAAGUGGGAAAGACUAUUGAGAAAACGAAAUGGAAGUUUUGGAGGGUGUUUGUCAGAUGCCACUCUGUGGGGCGACCCUAUUUCAAUUAUUACUAGAGAAAAAGGUAGCAGAUCCUCUUUCUUUACCAGUUGGCUGGUUGGCCAGUUUUCCAGUUAAUGAAAGAUCAUUGGUUUUUAGCUUUUUCCCAUUUUGGAUCCCCCUCAAUUGCUCUUAUGAUUCUAGUACUUAGAGAGUCUAUUCAAGCUGCUGUGAAUAUCCGGUGCUGUACAUAAUGGCAGUUUUGUAAAUGUGGAGUAACCUCAAUUAUGUUGUGUUUUGUAUGCAGAGCCACUAGUAUUGUUAUCUUGGCCACUUUUUUAUUCAAAAUAAAUAAAUAACUGAAUUAUUUGUA
Vicugna pacos (alpaca) is the source of this 8261-nucleotide messenger RNA. It is a transcript of the gene GTF3C4, whose product is annotated as general transcription factor IIIC subunit 4. Lineage: Eukaryota; Metazoa; Chordata; Mammalia; Artiodactyla; Camelidae. The record is from RefSeq and is a predicted model, not a curated record. Gene Ontology annotation, molecular function: histone acetyltransferase activity; protein binding. Gene Ontology annotation, biological process: transcription initiation at RNA polymerase III promoter. Gene Ontology annotation, cellular component: transcription factor TFIIIC complex.